AUGUACUUUGAUGGUUUGGAGCGAGUAAAAUCAUUCAUAAAACCAAACAAACUUCUUUUUGAUCCCCCAAAAAAAUUAGACAUAUUUCAACUUUCGAUGACCACUGUAAUCGCCUUGUCAGUCCUCAUUAUAUGCAAGUUUUAUUUGGAAUACAACAUAACAAAAUCAGACAUUCAAAUUUAUUUUACUCAAAUCAGUCUGUCUUGUUCAGGAUCUACCUUUAUAGGGCUUAGGUUUUAUACACUUGUUACAAGAAUGUUUGAAUGGUAUCAAGUAGUUUUGUUAUCAGAUGAACAAUACAUCGCCAGAUAUGGAAAUGAUAGAGAUAGUAAUAACACUCUCUUUAAUAUUAUAAUAGAUGUUAAUAGCCUUGGUGAUGAACAACAACAACAUCAACUUUAUCAGAAAAACUACAUAUUUAUAUAUAAACUAGAUAGAUUCAAUCAAUUUAGAUAUUUAAAUUCAAAUAUCAAUGAUGGUAGUAGUUACAACGUUGAUAGAUUGAAAUAUCUAUGCUAUCAACCAGGUAAACAAGAGUUAUUAUCUACUUUUAGAGUAGCUUCAACAGCAACAUCAACAACAGCUGCUACUCCCACUAAAACAACAACAAAUAGAUUACCAAGAGCUUAUUGUUCAGCUAGCUAUGCAAAACGAUUCAAUUUCAAAAAAGAUGAUAUCAUUCAUUUGAAGACUGUUUCAAUUAGUUCUGUUGCAUUGGAGCGUGUCGUAUUGCUUGCUAACGAUCUUCAAUCAUUCCAAAGUGUAAUAACAACAGCAGAUCAACAUAACAACAACAACAACAAUAAUAGUAAUAACAAGAAUAACAAUAACUAUAAAGCAGAUCAAAUGUUUAAGAAUUACUUAAUAUCCAAUUCUAUACUAUUUAAUCAAGAUGCUCGGUUGUCACUCGGUCACAACAAUCAGUCGGUAUCAUUCGAGAUCAUGGAGUGUUAUCCUCUGCUACAGGGAUCGAUCUCAUCGAAUACAACGAUUAUUAUUGUCGGUCCAGAUCAGCAGUCGGCACUCAAUCUCGAGCGCAAGCUAAACAGGCUGGAGAUCGGUUCAUCUCCAUCGUCGCCAGCAGCCAGUAGCAACAGCAGCAACAGCAGUAGCAGUAGCAGCUAUCUCUCCAAUACCAACUUGAGAGUGUCCAACUUUAUCAUUCAUCCACUCUCGCAAUCAAUGAUAUCACCGUCAUCGCUCAACCUUGAAUCAUCAACUACAUCAUCAUCAUCUUCAGUAUUCUCAUCAUCAGUAAUCUCCUCCUCACAAAUCAACUCAUCGCUAUUCCAUUUCACACCCAACUCCAAUAGAAUUCUCUUAAACAAUACAGUUCAAAUUAGACAACUAAAGACAAUUCCCAGCAAUAUAUAUCUACCGCUAAUCGAUCCAAACUACGAUUACCUCUACGAUGCAAUUGUAACACUAAGUACACUCAAGCAAUAUGGUCUAUUCCACGGUGCCACCAUCAAGCUAAAAUCACUUAUCAAUCAUAAAUAUAUAGUUAUAAAGAUAUUCUCAAUAAUGAACAACAACAGCAACAAUAGUAGUAAUAACAAUUAUAAUAAUGAUUCAGAUUCAAUACAAUCAGAUUUACAAUUAGAAGAUGGAUAUGUGUAUUUAUCACCAUUGUCAUUGUUCAAUUUGGGAUAUGAACCGAAAUCAAUUAUCAUGUCCAGAACAUCGAAUUUCAAUGCAGAGAUAUCGUUGUUGAAAGGUGUUGCUUUCCCCACUGCUUCACAGGUCAAGAUCUCAAGAGUGAAAUCCAGUGCAUCCGAUGGACAUGCCACCUAUUCCAAUCAGCUGAUUCAGUUCUUUGAUCAAGUGCGUAUCUUUAAGGAGGGUGAUCUCUUUGCCGUGGAAUCCGGUGAGAACUUUGGCAACAAUGCAAUCGACAACCCACUGAUAUUCUUCAAGGUGGAAUCACUACAGUCUCCGGGUGCAAUUACAACGCCAUCCGAUGAAUUCGACCAGUUGUUUGUCAUCGACAAAGAGAAGAGUACAAUGAUUCAAGAGGGAUCGUCACAAUCGUUGCUACCAGCUCAUAUCCAGUCAUUCCAUUCACGAGGAGAUCAACAGCAACAAGAGUGUUACGAUUUCAUUGCCUAUGAGAAAGAGUUUCAGAAGAUGAUUGAAUUGACACUGCCAUUCUUUCAUUCUUUUGAAUUCGAUUUCAAAUGUACAUUGCUGUUGAAAGGUGCCAGUGGUGUUGGCAAGAGAACUCUUCUUCGCCAACUAUCCAAUCAUUUAGGAUUGCAUCUUUUUGAAGUGGAUUGCUACCAACUCUACAGUUUCAACGAAGCGGAAAAAGAGUUGAACAUCAAGAGAAUAUUAGAGAGAGCAUCUGAAGCAACACCUUCCUUAUUGCUUCUUUCUAAUUUCGAAGUAUUAGAACAAUCACCUUCAACCACAUUGAAUGAGAAAAAAGAAUCAAAUAUUUCCAAUAUAUUAAAAGAAACAUUACAAUCGAUAUCUGAUAAAUUGUUAAUGAUGGAAACUACAUAUCAACAACAACAACAACAACCAGCAUCAUCAUCACCAUCAUCUUCUUCAAAAUCAAACAGAAUCAAUUAUCCAUUCUUAAUUGCUGCAACUGUAAAAUCAACUGAUGAUAUGUCUGGAAAACUUAGAAGUUGGUUUAAAUAUGAAAUAGAAUUAGAUGCACCAGAUGAAUCUCAAAGAUCGAGAUUAUUAAAGAAUAUGUUCAAUUCUAUUCCUAUCAAUAAUUCAGUUUCACUAAAGAAUAUUGCUAUGAGAACAGCUUCUUUUCUACCCUUGAAUCUAAAGAAUUUGGUGGAGCGAUCCGGUAUGAAAGCAAUGAAGAGAGUGAUAUCCAAUGUUGGAACGAUCUCACCAGAGGAAGUUUGUAAUUGUGGUAUCAGUGUAGUCAAUGACGAUAUCUCGGAUGCGCUAGCCGAUAUGCAAGGUUACCAAUCAUCGUCACUCGGUGCACCAAAGAUUCCAAAUGUGAAGUGGGACGAUGUCGGAGGUUUGGCCAGUGUAAAGAGUGAAAUUAUGGAUACUAUUCAACUGCCACUUGAAAAUCCUCAUUUAUUCUCGUCAGGUAUCGGAAAGAGAUCCGGAAUUCUAUUCUAUGGUCCACCGGGAACAGGAAAGACUUUGCUUGCCAAAGCGAUUGCCACCGAGUGUUCGUUGAAUUUCCUCAGCGUCAAAGGACCCGAGCUUAUCAACAUGUAUAUCGGUGAGAGUGAAAAGAAUAUUCGUGAUAUUUUCAACAAAGCACGUCAAGCCAAACCAUGUGUUAUCUUUUUCGAUGAGCUCGAUUCGCUCGCGCCAAGUCGUGGUAAUGGCGCCGACAGUGGUGGUGUCAUGGAUAGAGUCGUAUCACAGCUGUUGGCCGAGUUGGAUGGUAUGCAAAAAUCUUCGGAUGUUUUCAUCAUCGGUGCAACCAAUCGUCCCGAUUUACUGGAUCCUGCACUCACCAUUCCAGGCAGACUCGACCGUUUACUCUACCUCGGAAUCAGUACUGACAAAGAUUCACAGCUCAGGAUUGUCCAGGCACUGACACGAAAAUUCCAUCUACACUCGGAUGUUGAUCUUCGCGCUGUUGUCGAGCGAUGUGAAAUGAAUUUAACUGGAUCGGAUUUCUAUGCGCUUUGUUCAGAUGCUUUGGCCAACGCCAUCAAAGAUAUGAUUAAUCAACUGGAGGAGAAAAGAAAGAAAAAACAAACAUCAGCAAGCAAUACCUACGGCAAAAAUAGUAAUAUAAAUUAUGACGAUGAAGAUGAAGAUGAAAAUCAACAAGUAAUCGUUGCUCAACAACACUUUUUGGAUGCAGUCUACGCAUUGGUACCUUCAGUAAGCGAAGAUGAAAUGGCUUAUUAUCAUAAGGUACAAAAGCAAUUUACUAAACAAAAAUAA
Molecule: messenger RNA, 3882 nt
Organism: Heterostelium album PN500
Lineage: Eukaryota; Evosea; Eumycetozoa; Acytosteliales; Acytosteliaceae
Gene: pex6
Product: AAA ATPase domain-containing protein
Exons: 6
Coding region: 1-3882 (1293 amino acids)
Biological process (GO): protein import into peroxisome matrix
Cellular component (GO): cytosol; peroxisomal membrane
Molecular function (GO): ATP binding; ATP hydrolysis activity
Source: RefSeq, a predicted model, not a curated record